This is a messenger RNA of Iphiclides podalirius (scarce swallowtail), 7272 nucleotides long. Lineage: Eukaryota; Metazoa; Arthropoda; Insecta; Lepidoptera; Papilionidae. The record is from the annotation of a GenBank genome assembly.
AUGAGAGGAGCCAAAGAGAAUAUAACCACUACGUUUAAAGAGGCCUUGUGCUACGUUUGCAAUGUUAAAAUGAUUCCCCUAAAAGAUAAUCAGGAUGUGGCAUCGUUCCUAGUAACAAAACAUUCAUGGAAGGGCAAGUACAAGCGUGUAUUUUCAGUGGGCACGCAUGGGAUUACUACUUAUAAUCCGGACCGCUUGGAGGUCACCAACAAGUGGCUCUAUGCUGACAUAGUUAAAUUGGUAUCAGCAAAACACUCCAACUCCACUCUUAACCAUGAUUUCACACUUAUAAUGAAGAAGGAUAAAAAAGUGGACUCAAUGAGGUUUUCAUCGGAACACAAAUGUCUGAUAGUAACUGAAGCUUUUAAGUACAGACAUCUUUUUGCAGAAAAACCAAAAGAUAUCUAUAGGUAUCAAGCAUAUAAACACCACUGGAGUGGCACUAGGUUGCCAGUUGUACUUGAAGUUGGACCAUGUUCUCUGGAGCAAUUGGAUCCUUCCACACAUACCUUGCUUGCUAGUUAUCCGUACUAUGAUAUUCAAGGCAUAUUGCCAGUUCGAGACAUUCCAGGAGGGUUUGUACUUGCCAUUGGAGGCUAUAGUCGUCUUCACCUAUUCUCCAAUGCUAUGGAGCAUCAAGUUAUUAUAGGCAAAAUGUUGGAGAUGGCUAAUUUAGUUCUCAAUAUCAGCAUUAAAGUGUUGACGGCUACAAUUACAGUUGAUGAUUACCACAACCAGAGAUUUGGAAAGUACAGUGGUGAUCAACAUCAGACAUCAUUAAGUGAAUUCACAGUGCACAAAGUAAAUCCAGCUCGCCAUAUGGAACCUAUGCGACGUACCUUAUGCCUUUCUGAUACAUGCAUACUUGAACGUGAUCCCCAGACCUACUCGGUCGUGUGUUUGCGUCCCUUGAGCGAUGUAUUCGCAUUAGUACGAGAUCCUGACCAUCCACAGAAGUUUGCGAUUGAAUAUCUUAAUGGACAGAUCCGUACUUAUUUGGCUGGAGAAAGAGACGCGUUGCUGGCUUCGCUGGUCGACGGGGUGCGUUCGACGGGGCAGCGCGACGUGCACGUCCGGUCGGGCCUAACGCCACGCGGCUACAGGCUGGGCCCGCUGCACCAGGCGGUCGACGAGGAGACCGAGUCCAACCACCUCAGAUUAUUCCAGAAUCAUGUCAUACUGAACAUGCCAAGAGCCGAAGUGAUAGAGCGUUUUAACGCCAACGUUGGAUACAGCGGCCUAAUCUACUCCGUCAGUCAAGACAGAUUGUUCGCGGAAAACAAGGAGAAACUUAUAACGGGGGCGUUGACUGCUUUAGUGAGCAGCGCGCCAUCUGGCGCCCAUCUCACGCCCCGCGAGUUGGAGGCGCAGUUCCACGCGCUAAGAAGGCUUUGCGCUAGCAAAGUCGGCUUUGCCGCAUUCACUGCUCUGCCCGGGUUCCGCGAGUGGGUGGGCAGCGCGGUGGUGAGCGCGCUGCGCCGCGACUCGGCGGCGUGCUCGCACGCGGCGCUGGACGCGGUGUGCGCGCUGAUGCAGCCCAUGCACGCGGAGCCGGACCUGCGCCAGGAGCAGCUCAACAAGGCGAGCAUGCUCUCGUCGCCCGCCUUCCUCGACGGGCUGCUCGCCAUGUGGGCCGAGCACGUGACCGCAGGCAGCGGCGCAUUGGUCGUUGCGGCGAUGUUGGACUUCUUGACGUUCGCUCUGUGCGUCCCGUACAGCGAAACGACAGACGGCAAGCAGUUCGAUCACUUGCUGGAAAUGGUCGCCAACAGAGGGCGCGUCGUCUUCAAACUAUUCGAGCACCCGUCGCUGGCGAUCGUAAAGGGCGCCGGGCUGGUGACGCGCGCGCUGGUCGAGGAGGGCGGCGGUGGCGUGGGCGCGCGGAUGCAGUCGCUCGCGCUCGCCGAGGCGGCCCUGCCGCGCCACCUGCUGGCCGCGCUCUACCAGCCCUCGGCGCCGCAGCCGGCGCGCCUGCACCUGCGCCACCUGGCGAGGCACCUCGUCGCCCUCUGGCUCGUCGACCACGCGCCCGCCCACGACCUGCUGCGCCGCAUCAUGCCAUCCGGUCUGCUGGCAUUCCUGGAGUCCACGGAGUCGCCGCCGGCUGCGGCGCUGCAGGAGCAGCAGGUGCAGGAGCGCGACAACCUGCAGCUGGCUCAGGCCACGCUCAAGCCGAGGGCGCCGCACUGGGAGGCGCUCGAGCGACAGGUCAAAUACGUGGAGAAGCACAUCGAACACUACGCUUCGCUGGCGAUGCAGCACUGGGCGCAGCGGGCGCGCGCGCUCGGCGCGGCCGGGGGCGCGGGGGCGGCGGGAGGGGGCGCCGUUGGUGCCGCGGCGGGGGCGGGGGCGGCGGGGGCGGGGGCGGAGAAGCGCGAGCGGCCAGUGGUGCUGCGGCGCCGACGCGAGCGCCUCAAGUCCACGGCGAACUGGCCCCUCUUCUACUACCAGUUCCACCGCGACCACGCGCUGCCCAACCUCAUAUGGAACCACACGACCCGCGAGGAGCUGAGGAACGCGCUGGAGAACGAGCUGCGCGCCUUCACGUCGGACCGCGAGGUGGCCGGCGGCACGCUCACCUCCUGGAACCACGCCGAGCUGGAGGUGCACUACCAGUGCCUGCAGAACGAGGUCAAGAUCGGGGACUACUACCUGAGGAUCCUGCUGGAGCAGCGGGACAACGACGACAGCCCCAUCCGGAAGUCAUACGAGUUUUUCAAUGAUCUCUAUCACCGAUUCCUAUCAACACCGAAGGUUGAAAUGAAAUGCAUGUGUCUCCAGGCCAUGACGAUAGUUUACGGUAGAUAUUACGAAGACAUCGGUCCCUUUGCAGAUACUAAAUAUAUUGUUCAAAUGUUAGAUAGGACCUGCGAUCGUAUGGAAAGAGAUAGACUAGUUCAGUUCCUAGCAAAAUUAAUAUUACACAAGAAGAAUGUUAGUGAAAUAUUGGAAUGGAAUGGUAUAAGGAUCCUGGUGGAGCUGAUGACCUUGGCGCACCUGCACACUUCGCGGGCCAUGGUGCCGGCGCAGAGCAACGUGCUGGAGGCGGCGCAGCCCGCCCAGCCCUCCGCCGACCGCGAGUGGUACUACAACCUCGAGAUGCCCGACAAGGUGCACCGCAAGGGGCCCGUCAGUCUGCAGCAGCUGAAGGAGCUGUACAAGUCGGGCGAGAUCACGAACAAGACGAAGUGCUGGGCGAACAGCAUGGAGGGGUGGCGCGCGGUGGGCGGCGUGCCGCAGCUCAAGUGGACGCUGGCGGCGCGCGGCGCGGCCGUGCUCGACGAGAGCGCGCUCGCCGCCACCGUGCUCGACCUGCUCGUCACCUGCGCCAGAUACUACCCCAGCAGAGACGAGGAAGACGCGGUGAUAAGACCUCUUCCGCGGGUUAAACGGAUACUAUCCGAGCCAUCUUGCUUGGCCCACGUGGUUCAACUAUUGUUGACUUUUGACCCAAUACUUGUGGAAAAGGUGGCAACACUUUUGUAUGAGGUCAUGCAAGACAACCCAGAGAUAUCGAAGCUUUAUUUAACGGGCGUUUUUUACUUUAUGCUACUAUAUACUGGCUCCAAUUUAUUGCCGAUCGCUAGAUUCCUGCGACUCACACAUAUGAAGCAAGCUUUCAGGGCCGAUCAGUCGAGCUCAGACAUAAUGCAGCGGUCGAUAUUGGGCCAGCUGCUGCCAGAGGCGAUGGUGUGCUACCUUGAGAACCACGGCGCGGAGAAGUUUGCCCAGAUAUUCCUCGGCGAGUGGGACACGCCCGAGGCUAUAUGGAACUCGGAGAUGAGGCGCAUGCUGAUAAUGAAGGUGUCGGCGCACAUCGGCGAGUUCACGCCGCGGCUGCGCGCGCACGUGGCGGCGCGCUACCCCUACCUGGCCAUCCCCGCCGUGCGCUACCCGCAGCUGCAGCACGAGCUCUUCUGCAACAUGUUCUACCUGCGCCACCUCUGCGACACGCAGCGCUUCCCCGACUGGCCGAUACCCGACCCGGUGCGCCUCCUGAAGGACGUGCUGGAGGCGUGGCGGCGCGAAGUGGAGAAGAAGGCGCCGUCCAUGACGGUGGCGGAGGCGUACGGCGCGCUGGGGCUGGACGCGGGCGCGCACGACGAGGCGGCCGUGCGCAAGGCCUACUACCGCCUCGCGCACCAGUUCCACCCCGACAAGAACCCCGACGGGCGGGAUCGAUUCGAAGCGGUCAACCAGGCUUACGAGUUCCUUUGCAGUAGAAACGUGUGGACCGGCGACGGACCAAACACCAAUAACAUCGUGCUUAUACUGCGGACGCAGACCAUACUUUUCCAGAGAUAUUCUGAGGUGCUGGCGCCGUACAAGUACGCGGGCUACCCGCAGCUGCUGAGCACCGCUCGGCUGGAGGUGGACGCGGAGCAGCUGUUCGCGGGCGGGGAGGCGGGCCUGCUGCCGGCCGCCUGCCAGCUGGCGCACGCCACGGUGCGCUGCUCCGCCCUCAACGCGGAGGAGCUGCGCCGGGAGGGCGGCCUAGAGGUCAGCGACCCCAUCGCGCUCUGCAUGCUGAGCGGUCUCAGCGGCCGGCCUGAAUAUUAUGUCCCGCCCCCUCUGUCGGUUAUCGACCCCACUGUGCUGGGCGCGGCGCUCGCUCGCUGCGCGGCCGUGCUGGGCGGGGACUCGAGCGGCGCGGCGGCGGCGGUGUGCGCGCACUGCGCCCGCUGCUUCGCCGUGGCGGCCGCCUUCCCCGCGUGCCGCGACGCCUGCGCCGCCAUGCCGGCGCUCGCCAACGACCUCGUGCCGCUGCUCAGGCGACCGAGUUUCCCGGCGAGUCCAAUUAAAGGCGGUCCAUUGCAGAAGCUGUGCGAGGCGGCGUGCGCGGGCGCGGAGGCGGUGGCCGCGCUGGCAGCGGAGGCGCGCUGCAGGCAGGCGCUGGCAAGGGCGGGCGCGUUGCACGCGCUGUUGCCGCCCGCGCUGCGCUACGACUACACGCUCACCGAGUCCGGCGUCGACACCGACGGCGAGAACAAGCAGGUGGAGGCGAAUCGUCUGGCCGAGGAGUGCUCGAGGGCUCUGAGCGCGAUGUACGGUCCGCACGAGGAGACGUCGCCCGUGGACGAGUACAUUCGCGACGCGCUGCACGCGCUUCUAACGCCGUACCUCUGCGCGCGACUGUCCCUCUCCGAUAGGCACGAGCUGCUGAAGACGCUGACCUCGAACUGGCGAACGCCCUACUUGGUGUGGGACAACAGCACUCGCGCCGAACUGUUAGAGCUGCUGGAGGGGUGGCGGACGCUGGAGGAGGGCGAGCCGCUGGUGCCCCCCCACUUCGCCUACUCCGCCCACGAGGGCCUGCUGCCGGUGGGAGACGUCUAUCUGGACAUCUACAACGAGCAGCCCGACUUCCCCAUCGAGAACCCUCAGCAGUUUGUGUUGGACCUGUUGAAAUUCAUUCAAGAACAAACACAAAACGAUAUGACGGAUGAGAGAGUCGAACACAUAACGUUAGCACUGAACGCCCUAGCAAAUGUCAUCAUUAAGAAUCCAGGCGCGGAGAUCCAGUGCAUCGGCUCGUUCGGGCUGAUCUUCGGGCUGGUGUCGGGGCGCGGGUGGGGCGCGCUGCGGGCGGCGGCGCUGCGGGCGGCGCGCGCGGCCGCCGGCGUGCCCGCGCUCGCCGCGCUGCUCGCCAGCACGGCGCUCGUGCGCGAGGCGCUCGCCAAAGGUGAGUACGCUCUUCCCUUUCUCACCGCUCUCUCGCUCGCUCGCACACCCGACGCUCGUGCGGGAGACGCCUGCCAAGGGAUACGCACGCUCUUCCCUUUCUUACCGCUCUCUCGCUCGCUCGCGUACAUGACGCUCGUGCGGGAGACGCUCGCCAACGGUGCGUCGCCAACGGUGCGUACCCUCUCUCCCGCUCGCUCGCACUCCCGACGCUCGUGCGGGAGACGCCUGCCAAGGGUCUGUACGCUCUCCGCUCUCUCGCUCGCUCGCACACCCGACGAUUGUGUGGGAGACGCCUGCCAAGGGUCUGUAAGCCCUACCUUCUCCCCUCUCUUUCGCUUGCUCACGACACACACGGUGCUCGCCAAGGAUGGUGCACGCUUUCCCUUCUCUUUCCUCUCUCUCCCCCCGCUCUUUCGCUCGCUCCCCAACACCGCCCUCGUGCGCGAGGCGCUAGCCAGGGGUGCCGUUAUAUACCUCUUAGAUCUGUUCUGCAACUGUAAAAUACCCGAGACAAGGGAGGCCGCGGCAGAGUUGCUGUCUCGGAUGAUGGCGGACAAGUUGCACGGUCCCAAGGUGCGGCUGACCGUGUGCCGGUACGUGCCGGGCGUGUUCGCGGACGCGGUGCGCGAGUCGUGCGCGGGCGCGCUGCAGGCGUUCGACGGCGCGCACGAGCACCCCGAGCUCGUGUGGGGCGACGAGCCGCGCGCGCGCGUCCGGGCGCACCUCGCCAGCCUCAGGGACAGGCAUAUGGCAAACCAGCUGCGCGACCCGAACAUAUUGUUCGAGGAUCGGGAGACGCUGGAGAGGGCCGCGAAUGGGGAGGAGGUGUGGGCACCGCCCGGGGAGGUGGUGGUCGGCGGCGUGUACCUCAAGCUGUACCUACAGAACCCGCACUGGAGCCUAAGGAGCCCCAAGAAGUUCCUCCAGGAGCUACUCACCGAAACGCUCACCGCACUCGGCAAGGACUCCUCGGAAGGCAGCCGCGGCGAGGUGUGCGCCCGUGCGCUGGCCGCGUUGCUGCGCGCGAAGCCGGCGCUGGGCGAGGCGUGCGCGCAGCUGGGCGAGAUGCCGCGCCUGGCGCGGCUGCUGCCCACCUGCCCGCGCCUCGCCGUGCCCGUGCUGGCGGCCCUGGCCGACACCCAGGCGUGCGUGGUGGCGUUCACGCAAACGGACGUGAUGGCGGGCCUGAAGACCGCCGUGAAAACGUGCCGAGAAAUCAUCGGCAGCGCUUGCGAAGCGCUGGCAACCAUUUUCAGCAACAGCAACGCCAACACGGAUAAACUGGUGUUACAGGCGCUGGAGAGCGAGCUGGUGGGCGAGCUGCUGUCCGCGCUGGAGGGCCGGCUGGAGGGGCAGGCGGCGGCGCAGCUGGUGAACGCGCUCAAGGGCAUGGCCCGCUCGGCGGCGCACGGCGAGCGCGUGCGCUCGCUGCUGGCGCGCAGCCGCGUCUGGGAGCAGUACGCGGCGCAGCGGCACGACCUCUUCAUCUCCUCCGUGCCGCACCACCACGCGCUCGCCGCGCCCCACGCAGCGGGCUACCUGACGGCGCCCCCUUCAAACAUACCGGCUCAGCCGCCGCCUAUCGAU